AUUCCGUCCACGCCAGCUGUGGGGAGGGGUCGCUGUUCUGUGGCCGCUUCCAGUGCAGCUCAUCCAAAAAGAGGCGAAGGGGGGUUGCGACUCACCUCCGCGCAUUUGAACGGGCCGUGAGCCGCGCGGUGACCGGGGAGUGCGAAAGUCAGCCGAGGUCACCCCUCCCAGGACAGAGAAGAGGUGGCGGUCGGCCGAGCCCGCGGGACCCGCCUCUGUCCACGGGGUCCCAUGAUGGCGGCGGCGUGGAUGGACCCGGCGCAGGUGUCUGUGACCUUCGACGAUGUGGCCGUGACUUUUACCCAGGAGGAGUGGGGGCAGCUGGACCCGGCCCAGAGGACCCUGUACCAGGAGGUGAUGCUGGAAAACUGUGGACUUCUGGUGUCUCUGGGGUGUCCCGUCCCCAGACCGGAGCUCAUCUGCCAGCUGGAGCGCGGGCAGGAGCCGUGGACGGCGAAGAGAGGCCUCUCCCAGAACAUCUAUCCAGGUGACAAAGGAAAACCCAAGGCCACAGUAUCUGCUAUUGGUGAGCCAGCCCUGUCUGAGGGCGUCCCCGUCCAGGAACAACUAAUACAAGGAGUUGCAGGAGACUCCCAGAAGCGCCAAACCCAGGAUCAGGAUGGGUCAUUGGAAAUGCAAGAAGGACAUUUGAGACCAGAGAUAGGUCCCCAGAAGGAGAAACUGCCUGGGAAAUCAAGCUCUGAAGAUGGCAACAUAGGGACAGCUGAUAAUGUGUGUUCAAGAAUUGUACAGGAGCCAGUCCCUCUGCGAGGUGCUGUCCAUGACCAUGACUCGUGUGGAUCAGGUAAAGAUCCCAUGAUUCAAGAAGAAGAAAAUAUCUUUAAAUGCAACGAAUGUGGGAAAAUUUUUAACAAGAAACGCCUCCUUGCUCGACACGAGAGAAUUCACUCUGGAGUGAAGCCCUAUGAAUGCACUGAGUGUGGGAAAACCUUUAGUAAAAGCACUUACCUCCUCCAGCACCACAUGGUCCACACCGGGGAGAAGCCCUAUAAGUGCAUGGAGUGCGGGAAGGCCUUCAACCGCAAGUCACACCUUACACAGCACCAGCGGAUUCACAGCGGGGAGAAGCCUUAUAAGUGCAACGAGUGUGGAAAGGCCUUCACCCACCGCUCCACUUUUGUCUUGCAUAACAGGAGCCACACUGGAGAGAAACCCUUUGUGUGCAAAGAGUGUGGAAAAGCCUUCCGAGAUAGGCCAGGUUUCAUACGUCACUACAUAAUCCACAGUGGUGAGAAUCCCUACGAAUGCUUCGAGUGUGGCAAGGUCUUCAAACACAGGUCCUACCUCAUGUGGCACCAGCAGACUCACACUGGGGAGAAGCCCUACGAGUGCAGCGAGUGCGGGAAGGCCUUCUGUGAGAGCGCGGCCCUCAUUCACCACUACGUCAUCCACACGGGGGAGAAGCCCUUCGAGUGCCUGGAGUGCGGGAAGGCCUUCAACCACAGGUCCUACCUCAAGAGGCACCAGAGGAUCCACACCGGGGAGAAGCCCUAUGUGUGCACUGAGUGUGGAAAGGCCUUCACCCACUGUUCCACUUUCAUCUUGCACAAAAGGGCCCACACUGGAGAAAAACCUUUUGAGUGCAAAGAAUGUGGGAAAGCCUUUAGCAAUCGUGCAGAUCUCAUCCGACACUUCAGCAUCCACACCGGGGAGAAGCCCUAUGAGUGCAUGGAGUGCGGGAAGGCCUUCAACCGCCGCUCGGGGCUCACGAGGCACCAGCGGAUUCACAGUGGAGAGAAGCCCUAUGAAUGUGUCGAGUGUGGGAAAACCUUCUGCUGGAGCACAAACCUUAUUCGACACUCCAUCAUCCACACCGGGGAGAAGCCCUAUGAAUGCAGCGAGUGUGGAAAGGCCUUCAGUCGUAGCUCCUCCCUCACUCAGCAUCAGAGGAUUCAUACUGGGAGACACCCCGUCAGUGGCAGCGCAGCAGAAGUGGGGAGACCCUUCACGAGCGGGCAGUCCUCGGUCAACCUCCAAGAGCUCCUGUUGGGGAAAGACUUUUUGAAUGUAGCCACUGAGGAAACCUCUUACUCAGAAUCUGAUCAUUCAUACCAAAGAGAAACCCCUCAGUUUUCUUCCCUGUGAGAAACCCUUCUGUUGCAGGAUAUCUGUUGUCAUCUAAUGAGUCAUACUGGAAAUUCAUCCAGCCUAGAGCCUUAUUCUACAACUGAGAACUCAUCCAGGGAGAGACCCAGCGGUUAUAUGCAUGUAGGAAAACCUUCAGCUGUAUCUUUUCCUUAAUUUACACUGCAGUGUUAUCUCAGGAAUUUUUUUUUCCUUUUUCUUUUUUUUAAGGAGACUUAGACAAUGAACUGCAAACACAUUUUCUUUCAGACUUCCUUGCCAAGCCUUUGGCACUUUGUCGUGGAUUCCUUAGUUUACUUGGCAGGAGGAGGGUUUUGUUGAGAGGGAAAGGACUUAGACUUUUUAUAUGUCUUGUAUAUACAUUCAUUGCUGUCCAGUGUCAAGAGAGUCAGUUGAGGGCAGGUUUGGAAACUUUCAUGAAUGUCUUCUCUGUUCUAAAACAUUGUCUCUGUUCAUAAGGAGCUUAAUUUUUGUGAGAAAUGUAAUGGCUAAAGCCAUCAAACACUUUUAUAUUUGAGGAGAUAAGACUACACCUAUGAAUGGGCACAUUUUAUUUUACCAGUUAAGACUGUUUAAGGCUUUGAUUUUUAAAAAACAAACAUUUUCUUCAUGCGGCUUUAAGGAGCUGAUACUCAGACAUUUUCUUGGUCCUGUACUAUUAGUUUACUUGAUUGCUGUAAUUAGGUGGUAAAUAUUUUAGUUGCAUAAAAUGAUCUCUCUUUAUUCUUCUUAUUUAAAACUGAUUUAGCACUCUCAUUACUCUGAUUUUCCACAUAAAGUUUUGGAGAAGCUUGUCUAUUUAUGAAAAAAAGUAUCAAAUUUCGAUAGAAAUUGAGUUAAAUUGUCAGAUUAGUUUGUUAAGAAUUGUCUUCUUUAUGGUGUUGUAUCUUCCAGUUUAUGAACAUGGUAUGUCUGUACACUUAUUUAAGUAUUGCUUGAUUUAUUUCAUCACUGUUUUAUAAAUUUCAGUAAUAGGUCCUGAAUGAUUUUUAUAAAGUUUAUAUCUAGGUGGUCUUUUUUCUUUAUGAUAAAUGGAUUGAUUUUUAACUUUAAGUUUCCACCCAAGUUUUGGUAGUAUACAGAAUUGUAAUUAAUUUUCAGAUGUCAGUUUGGUAUCCUACAAUCUUUCUGAACUGUAGGCAUUUAUUUGUUUUGAUAGACUGCUUGGGUUUUCUUACAUAGAAAUACCAUCUGCAAAUAGAGGUAGUUUUAUUUCUUCCUUACCAUCUGUCUACUUCAUUUUCUUUUCCUGGACUAGCUAGGGUUUCCAAUACAAUAUUGAAUAGUAGUAGUAAGAAAGGCUAUCCUUGUCUGGUUUCUGAUAUUAGGGGGGAAACAUUCAGUAUUUUGUCAAGUAUGAUGUUAGUAUAAGGUUUUCUUCAUAGAAGUUUCUUAAUCAAGUUUAGAAAUUUUCCCAUAUUCCUAAUUUGCUGUGGGUUUUUUUUGUUGUUGUUAUUGUGAAUGGGUGUUGAAUUUUGUCAUACGCUUUUUCUCUGCCAAUUGAUACAAUCAUGUUUUUUCUUCAGCUUGUUGAUAUGAUGUAUUACAUUGAUUUGAGUUUUGAAUGUUGAAGCAGCUUUGUAUUCUUGAAACAAGUCCUACUUGAUUGUAGAGUGUAAUUAUUUUUAUAUAUUGUAUUACAGUAUUCAAUAUGCUAGUAUGUUGAGAAAGUUUUCCUCUAAUUUCAUGAGUGAUAAUGAUAUGUAGUUUUCUUUCUUUUGUUCAUUUUUGUUUCUUUGGUUUUUGUCUGUGUUUGGUACUGUCAUUGGUUUUGGUGUCUAGAUGAUAGUGGCUUCCCAGUAUGUAUUGGGAGUGUUCUUUCUUCUGUUAUGUGGAAGAUAGUGCAUAGAAUUGGUUUUAUUUCUUCCUUUAAUGUUUGGUAGCAUUCUCCAGUGAACCAUUUAUGCCUGGAGAUUUUUCUUUUGGAUGCUUUUUAAUUAUGUAUUUAUUUUAUUUAAUAUGUAUAGAAUUGUUCAGAAUAUCUAUUUCACAUUGGAUGAAUUUUUGUAGUUGUCUUUUCUAGGAAUUGUUCCAUUUCAUCUAAAUUUUCUUUUUUGUUUCAAGUAUUCCUUUAUUAUGUUGUUUAUGAUGGAAGAAUCUGUACUUAUAUCUCCUGUUAUAUUCCUGAUAUUGAAAAUGUGCCGGUUAUUUUUAUUUUUGUGAAUCUCAGAUGUUUAUCAAAUUUUUUGAAUCUUUUUAAAGAAGCAGCACUUUAUACCACUGUUUUUUCUCUAUUAUCUUUUUGUUCCUAAUUUCACUGAUAUGUCUGUAUCGAUCUUUAUUAUAUCUGUUCUUCCACCUGCUUUGGUGGUAUUUUCCUCUGUAGUUUCUUGAGACGGAUGUUUUGAAUACUGAUUUGAGAUUUUUUACUUUUCUAAUGUAAGCAUUACAUUCUAUAAAGUUCCCUCACAGCACUUUCCUUACAAGUUUUAAUAUAUUUUAAUAUCAUUUCAUUUGGUUCUAAGAAUUUCUUUAGUCAAGACUUCCUCUCUAACCCAUAAAUAAUUUAGAAGUAUGUUGUUUAAUUUCCUAGCGUUUGCAGUAUUCCAUGCUCUCUUUGUUAAUCACAUCUAGUUUGUUUUCUAUUUGAUUGGCUGUUUAAAUUUGUUGAGGUUUGCUUUAUGACCCAAAAUAUGGUUUAUCUUGGUGAAUGUUAUAUAAGUUGGCUUGAAAAGAAUGUGUAUUCUACUGUUGUUAGGUGGAGUUUGUAUAAAUGUCCAUAUGAUCCUGUUGGUUGCUGAUGUUAUUCAGAUUUUCUAGGUCCCCGCUGGUUUCUGUUUAGUAUUUCUAUCAAGAGCUGAAAGAGGGAUGUUGGAAGUCCUGCAGUAUAAUUCUGGAAUUGUCUUUCUCCUUUUAAGUUCUAUCAGUUUUUGCUGUAUUUGAAAGGUCUGUUGUAGGUGCAUACACAUUUAGGGUUGCUAAAUCAUCUUAGUGUAUUGACCCUUUUAUCAUUAUGUAAUGUCUCUUUUUGCCCCUUUAACUUUUCUUUGGAAUAUACUUUAUCUGAUUUAAUAUAGUCACUGUUGCAUUUUUGGGUUAAUAUUUUGCAUUUUUUGGUUUAUAUUUUUCCAUAAUUUUAUUUUCAACCUUGUCUAUAUCAUUACAUUUGAAGUGGGCCUCUGUGAAUAGCACGUAUUUGGGUAACGCUUUCUUUUUACCCAUUUUCCUGACUUCUUUUUUUAAUUGCUAUAUUUAGACCAUUUAAAUUUAAAAUGAUUAUUGAUAUGUUAGGGCAUAAGUCGGCUAGUUUAUGAUUUGGUUUUUCUUUGUUGCCUGUUUACUGUUCCUCAGUUGUUUUGGGGUUAUUUUUUGUUUUGUUUUUUGCUUUGCCUUCCUGUGGGUUACUUUAAUUUUUAGAAUUCUAAUAGAUAUGUCUGUGAUGACUUUAAGUCUUUGUAUUUUACUGUUUUUUUUAGGUAUUGUUUCAUAUAUAUGUAAUUUAUCACAGCCUACAGUAUCAACAUCUUAGCAUUUUGAUUGUAGAAACCUUAACUUUCAUUGGGUCCUUUUACAGAAGUAUUUCCUCUUCAAACACUGAGCAUCAUAUUGGAUGAUGUUCGUUUUUGCUUCAACUAUCAAACAAUUUUUACACAACCCAUGAGAAGUGUAACGUGUUUACCUAUAUUUUUAUCCAUUCCAUUGUUCUUCUUGAAAUCUCAAGAUAUUUUAUGUUACAUUUCUUUUUUUGCAAACUCCUAUACAGAUCUUCCUUGACUUAUGAUGGAGUUACAUGUCAGUAAACCCAUCGUAAGUUGAAAAUACCAUGGUUAAAAAUGCAUUUAGUACACCUAAUCCACUAAGCAUCACAGUUUAGCCCAGCCUUUGUUAAAUAUACUCAGAAUGCUUACGUUGGCCUACAGCUGGGCAAAUCAUUUCACACAAAACCUAUUUUAUACUAAAGUGUUGAAUAUCUCAUGUAAUUUAUUGAAUACUAUACUGAAAGUGAAAAACAGUGAUUGUAUGGGUACUUAACAUACACAGCCCAAAGUACACCAGGCCUAAAGAAUGUGUGAAAUGAGGAACUAAAAUUAAUUGCUGGGUAAUGGGGGUGCUAAGGUGACGGGAUCAUCAGUCUCUUUUUCUUAUGAAAGAGAGUAGCUGGUAGAAGGCACCAGGGCAUCAACGUUUGUUGAUGGUGUAGCCAGUAUCGUGUUCCUUAGGAAGAUAGCAGGUUUUGACUGUGCAGUUUGUUUCUUUUCAUUAUAUAUUUCUCUGCAGCAAGCAAGAGUACCCUGUAUCAGCCUGUCAGCUCUUGUUAAUGUCUUGUAACUGACAUCCAUUUCUUCUAAUAUCCCUACCCACUGCUGAUAGUAGCAGUUACCUCUAACUGUUUGUUUGCUGUGAACUUUCUUGGUGCUUCAUGCGUAACUUAUUCUGCCUAAAUUUCUUUCUUUCUUCCCCCAGUCUGAUUAGCUUCUCAAUAGAAAGCUUUUCAGCCUUGAGGCGCCUGGGUGGCUCGUUAGUUAAGCGUCUGACUUCAUCUCAGGUCAUGAUCUCACCUUGCAUGAGUUCGAGCCCCACGUCGGGCUCUGUGCUGACACCUCAGAGCCUGGAGCCUUCUUCAGAUUCUGUGUCUCCCUCCUCCCCUGCCCCUCCCCUGCUCACACUCUUCUUCAAAAAUAAAUAAACAUUAAAAAAUUUAAAAAAAGAAUAGAAAGCUUUUCAGCCUCAAUGCCAACAAGCUCAGGAAUAUCCUCAUUUUCAGUGUCCAAUUCUGGCUGUUACCCAAGCACUAAUACCUUGUUACUUAUUAUUUCUUCAACAGCAGAAUCUUUAAAGUCUUUGAAUGUGUUCACAUAUCUUCAAAACUUUCUUCUUUCGUGCAUUGCUAUGUGACUCUUCCUGUAGUGAUGUUCUGGAUAGCAUUUAGAAUGUGAAAAACCUUCCCAAAACUUGGCUAGAUUCAGUCACUCAACAGCCAGCAUAAAUGACAUAAAUAGUAUACUUUGAACAUAGCUGUUUAACCUUGGUUCAUUGAUUGACUGCAGUUGUGUUUGGUGGCAGAUACACAAUCUUUAUACCAGGAUGCAUGUCCCUGAAAUACCGGGGAUGACCUCAAGUAUUAGAUCAGAAGAAUCUUGAAUGGGUGCGAUGUUGUCUUGCCUACAGUAUUCUCUUGACUGUGGAAUAAAGCAGUUCAAAAACCAGUCUUUAAACACUGCUAAUGUGAUCCAGGCUUUCUUGUUAUGGUGAUAAUAAAUGGGAAGCAUAUACUUGCUCACAUUCUUGAAUACUCUAGGGUUCUCUGAGUGGUAGAGUAGAAAAGGCUUUUAAUUUGAAAUCUGCAACAUUAACACCCAAAAGCAGCAUUACAUGGCCUUGUAGUGCCUUGAAUCCUGGCACUGUCUCGGGCUUUUGACGGAUGUAUGUGUGCCCCAGCAUAUACUUCCAGAACAAGCUCGUUUUACUGACAUCAAAUAUUUGUUCUGGCAAGUAUUUCUUAUCCACAAGUAUCUUAUGCAGCUCUUUCUUAAAAGCUUCAGCACCGUGAGUAGUGGCGCUUGCUGCCUCACUGCUGACCUAAAUAUCAUGAAAAUUAUGGUGACUCUUGAAGCAUUGGAACUCUUAUGACUUUCUGAGAACAUUUGCAUGUGUAGGACCAUUAGCAUGCUCUUCUAGUGGAUUGAAAAGACUUCUUGCAUUAGCCUGGAUGGGCAAUGUCAGCAGUAUGCGCUUCUGUAUUUGGUCUUCUAUCCAUGUGACAAGUAAUUUCUCCAUGUUACCAGUUGGCCUCUCUCUUUUCUUUGUGAUGACAAUGGAUUUAACCAAUACUGACCAUUAACAUGGCUGACUGUUGAUUGAGAAAGUCCUAACACAUACGAAGACUUGCUUCAUGCUAGGCAAUUAUAUUGAGUUUCAUCUCAAGAGUAAUUGCCUUCCUCUUCUCGUAGAGUAAUUGCCUCCCAGAAGCGGGAGACACAGAUAGGUGUUUUGUAGACAUGAUGGGAUGCAAAAACACAAAACACAAUGUCCCCAAACGCCAGCAACACAGUAUGAUGUAGAGUUUCAGUAGUUUACCCUUGUGAUUGCAGGGCUGACUGGGAGAUGUGGCUGCUCCCAGCAUCAAAAGAAAGUAUCACACUGCAUUUUGUUAAUCGGAGAAAAAAAUCAAAAUUUGGAUUUGGAAGUACAGUUUCUGCUGAAUGCGUAUUACUUUCACAAUAUCAUAAGGUCAAAAAAUCAUGAAACCAUUGUAAGUCAGGGAUCAUCUGUAAUCAGGUAGGUCUUCUAAUGACAAAUGUUUUUGUUUUCCUUUUUCUAUAAAUGUCUCAGUCUCCUUCAUUCUAGUAGGAUAUUUUUGUGGGAUAUAGUAUUUGGAGUCAGCACUUUUUUAGUACUUGAAAAGCAUGUUAUUUCCUUCUGUUCUUGGUUGCAGAUGAGAAGUCUGCCAUUUUGACCCAUUGUUCUGUCUGUAAUGCAUCUUUCUGUCAAGCUGUUUUCAGAGUGGUUUUUUAUUGCAUAUAGAGUUCAGAAGUUUGAUUAUGAUAUAACCUGGCAUGAAAUUUUGAGGGGUUUAUUCUGUUUGGUGUUUGCUUAGCUCUUUGAAUCCAAUGACAUAUAUGCCCUUUGCCAGUUGGCAAGAUUUUUAGGUAUUAAUUCUUCAAACAUUUUUUCAGCCACACACUUUCUCCUCUCUUUCAGGACUCUAAUAACAUGAGUGGUAGAUCUUUUAUUCUUGUCCCAGAAGGUCCUCGGACUCCUACUCCCUCACCCCACUCUGCUUUCUCCUUGUUGCUUAGGUUGAUUAAUUUCCAUUGAUCUCUUUGAGCUCACUGAAUCUUUCCUCUCUCCUAUCUAAUGUAGUAUUGAGCUCACCCAGUGAAUUUUCAUUUUGGUUUUUGAAUUUUUCAAUUGUUUUCAUUUCUCUUUGUUUCUUUUAUACGUCUUCUAUUUCUCUGCCUAGUUUGUAGUACCAAAGAAGGACUCUGAGAAAAUAGGCAAAAUUGUGUAGUCCAAAGUCAUAUUUUCUGGUGGUUUAUCUUGAGUUGGAAUAGAAAUCCCGAACUGUAUGGAGGAAGGAAAGGCCUGCAGUCUUCUGUGCUGGUUUCCAUAAAUAUUUCUGAGAACAGACACUGAAACAUAAGAGUGAGUGAUCUGUAUAUGUGAAGAAGCAAUUGCCAUUAAUUUAUAUGGAAAAACAUUUUUAGCAUUCCCAGACCCCAAAAAUAACUCCUCUUAGGCUUUUCUUAGGACAUCUUGGUCACAGAUGCACAAAAUAAAUCGAGAUAAAGCCGGAAUGCUCACAGACACAGUUCACAGCUAUGGUGGCUGAAUGCUGAGAUGGCAUAGUUCCUGGGGAAGGAGGUUGGUGGUUCCAGUCUUGCUGCUCGGGGUGUGUGCUGUCUCUACAAAACGAAUGCUUUUCACCUUUUCCGGUAAAAGUGAAAAUCCUUGUUGGGUUUCUUUCGCUUAGUGAAAACAGGUUGCUAAUGUAGGUCUUUUGUAAAAGCAAUGCAGUGUAAGUGAACUUCUGAAAAGCAGGAGAUACCUGCAUAGCCUCAAAGGGGAAAGAGGUCUCUUCUCUCCAAGGAUCACUCUUCCUCUUCGUGGUUGGACACAUCCCCCAAUCCCCAGCUUGUCUAGGACCUGUUCGAAUUUAGACCCUCACCGCUUGGUCUUUAACUUCUCCCUCUUAAUCCCUUUCUAUCCUCUUAAUCCAUGCCUGUGUUCCAGUCUCUAGUCUCACCCCCCGACACACACACUUCCUGCCCCACGUGCCUGGUGAGCUCUGCCCUUCUCUCUCCCAGACACACCCUGUGCAACAGUUCUGUCCACUCUCUGGCCUCCACCACUGGCACCUGACUGAAGCAAGUCUCACAGAGUUCCCUCUUGUGCUCCCACGCUUCCCCCCGCCCCCAGUCUGUUAUUGGGCCUUUUACUGCUGCCCACCUCUUUGACUUGAAGGCACUUUCCUGGUUUCUGUGACUUCCUGCCCUUCUUCAGAGGCCCUUUGUCUUCUUCCGUCUAUUAAACAGUUGUGCUUCUCAGGAUCCGUGCGUCGCCAUUGCUUUCUCAUUUGUGAGGGGAUCCCUGAGUGAGUUAACCCCCCGCCCCCGAGGCAUUUUACUCUCAGUGAUCACAGAGUUCCCCCACGUCCUUGUCUCCAGGUUGAAUGUUUCUCUCUGGUCAUCGUUCCACACCUUGUCGGUCUUCCUACCUACUGAGCCUGUGUGCGUGUGUCAUGCGGCCGUGACCGUCACCACGAGGAUGCGCCCAUAAUGAUCCUGACGGCAAGCAGACAUGGUGUGUUCCCGUGUAUCAGUCAUCGUUUGCAGUGUUUGACACACAGCAACUCUUAGCCUUUGCAACAGGUCCGUGGUAGGUGACGUUCUCCCCAUUUUACAGAUCAGAAAACUAAGGCACAGAAAGGUGAAGGAAUUUACCCAGAGUUCUACAUUCAGGUAGGAAGUAUGAGAAUAGAGAUUUGAGGUCAGUUUGGGUGUCUGUAGGGUCCAUGUCCAUAUCCUUUCCUAUAUUCCUUCUUACAGGAUAAGUCUUUGUUUUCCUGGUCAUCAUUUUUACUAAAUGGAUCAAAUUAUGCUCAAAAUCCCCUUAUCUCUUUUGACUGUACACCUUGGCCAUCCUUCAGGUUGAGUGAGAUAAACCAAACUUAUUCUUAUUGGCUGCAUAGCCUAUUAUAGGGAAUGACGGAAAACCUCUGGGUUUGAGGUGGCAGGGAGGUAGAAACGAGGGCUACGGGAGGCACUUAGUUUUGCACAUCGUGUUUCAGGUGCCUGAGAAAUAUCUCUGUGAAUCCCACUGUGUUCUGUCCUCUUUCCCGAGCUGCUUACAUUGUAGCCAUUUUCCUUUCAUCAUCCCGGUGUCCAGCCAGUGUCUCAUUUUGUUGUCUUUACCUUUUAUUUUCCUUAGUAGACACUUAAUGUACGGGUGUCUAGUGAAUGGGCACACACAGCAAUGUAUCUUUAUUACAGUGUUUGGGUCCCUCACACAGUGUUUAUACAAAGCUAUGUGUAUAGUUGGCACAAUAUAUAGCAUACGUUGACCUCGGAGAGAACCCACAUGGGCCUUUAUGGCCAGAUCUCUAAGACUUGAAAAGUCUGAACGAAUGGUGGUGUUGAAAGUCCUGUGGGCUACCCCGGGUGUAAUGAUUUAUUAGGAAGGACUCGGCAUAUACUCAACGGCUACAGUUUAUUACAGCAAAAGGAUAUACAGCAAACUCAGACAAGGGAGAAGGACUAAAAUUCCUCGGGAGUUCCAGUGCACUCACGUUCAUUCCAUCAAUGAGUUAUGACAGCAUCUGUGAAAUGUCUACUAGGGAAGCACAUUAGAAAGUCCAUGCCUAGGGUUUUCAUUGGGCACUCUUUCUCUAAAAUGUAGCCCGAAUUCUAGACCUGCAGAAGGAUAGCAGUUCACCAGCAUAAGCCACAUUGUUUACACCAACCACAGGCACACUGAGCCACCUGUCAUUUCUGCGAAUUCUAGGAAACCUCCUGAAAUACAAGGUCCCAAGCUCCAGUCAAGGGCAAACUUUGGCAAAGUUGUCCUUUGACAAAGUUUUCCUUUGACUAAAGGACAGUGGCCUUGGGCCUGUUCUACUAACUCUUCUUCACAGUGACAUGAAUGGUACUAAAAAGCUGAGUAAACUCAAAUACCUUUUAUAAGCAUUAAACAAAUACAAUGUGCUGCAAUGAAGUCCUAGCUUUGAGUUGAAGGCUUAUAUACAUAUAAACGAAGUCACAGUGGAUAUUCUCACAAAGGAGGGUUUAAUUUAGUGAUUACAAAGUACAGAGACUGGUGAGAAAGGCUCUUGUCUCCGUAUAGAUAUGGCCUCAGGUGAUAUGACUUACAAAUAUUCCCUCUUUUGCCUUGAUUUCAACAAAGACCUAAUGGCCAGGUCAAUGCUAUGUAUUUCCAUUGCACAUAUGUCAGUGAUUUCAUAUUUAUUCUUUGUUCCCGCUGUUGAAACUUGUAGCCUUUGGCUUCAAAAAGCAAAUCAACUAUGUGGUCAUGAUCUCUGCAUCAUUAAAUGCGCAUAACUUGA
Messenger RNA from Felis catus (domestic cat), 12109 nucleotides. RefSeq names its product zinc finger protein 805. The record is from RefSeq and is a predicted model, not a curated record. Lineage: Eukaryota; Metazoa; Chordata; Mammalia; Carnivora; Felidae. Gene Ontology annotation, molecular function: DNA-binding transcription repressor activity, RNA polymerase II-specific. The coding region runs from base 232 to 2106 and encodes 624 amino acids. The transcript is spliced from 4 exons. Gene Ontology annotation, biological process: regulation of immune system process; negative regulation of transcription by RNA polymerase II; regulation of cytokine production.